AACAAAGUCCCUGGUGUUGGGCCCCUGCAGCCCUCAGCAGCAGGUUAAUGAUAAACUGGAGCGGUGGAGCAGCUGGAGCGCCACAGACAGCCACAGACAGCCACAGACACUGGAAUAAACAACUACAUGUUAUUUUGCACAUAGCUGUCAAUCCCGGCACCGUAUUUAACCCCGAGCGGACACAAACCCACGGCGAGCGCAAUGUUACACUGAAGUUUGUCUUAGAAAGUCAAGUGGGCCGGUGGUGACGUUAACUACAGGUAGGAAGUGCAACACAAAUCCCCGCGGUCAGAGUUAGCUCGGGCCGGGGAGUGCGGAGUAUUAAUAGGCUAGAAAACCCGGAGAUGGACCGGUACAGGUACUUUAAUUUGAACCAGAAGAGCGUGCUCGGCCUCGGUAUCCUCCAGGUGGCUUGUGCGGGUCUCUGUAUAGUCUGCGGCUUUAUGGACGCUGUUUUCCGCAAGGACACUGUGCUGAGUGGCACCAGGACGCCGGUGUGGGGAGGACUGAUCAUGGCCUCUCCAGGUGUUUUGGCGCUGUUUGCUUCUCAAAGGAAAAAUUCCGUUUUGGUGAGUGUGAUGGUGGCAGCAGCAGGACUCUCCUGUGUGGCUGUGCUGUUUAUUUCUGGGUAUGCCUGUCUGACACUAACUUACGGAGAGGAGGAUGAAGACGUCUUUCACCACCAUGACAGUCCUCAAGUGACUUUUGUGCUUCAUCGGAUGGUGAAGGGGGCCAAUGCCACCAUACUGCUGACCUGCACCAUCAGCCUGACUCUCUCCUCUCUCAUUGCCUACGUGGGCUGUCGCAGUCUUCCCUGCUGUGGCUGCUAUGAUGCCAGAACUGGACUGGAGACCCUGGUUCCUCAGUGCGACCCUGGGGACAGUGAGAUGGUUUGUACCUGGCAAGCAGGAGGUGAUGACAGGCUCUUCAACUCUCCACCUCAGUCCACUGAGCAGUACACUGCUGAGGAAGAGGAGGGACCCUCCAAACUACCUCCAUACAGCAGACUGACCUGACACAAAUCCUGUCUGCACUCUCUUUAUUCCGGUGAUUUAAGAUGUGCCUUACUUAUGGAUGCACUGAGGGGAGAAAUCUCAACUCUGCUGAAGCAGUCAGCAGUUUUAAACAUUAUACGUUAUAAAAUGACUUUUAAAUAACCUGAGCUCUUGAUAAGACCAAGCACUUAAAACUGUGGCACCGUCUUUAUUUGCUCUAUGACCAGAUUCCAUUUAAACCUUGCCAAAGCCUAUAUGAAAUACCUGUAUAUGUGACUGAUAUUUUUGUUCUAAAUUUGAAGAUGUAUGUGUAUUUAAUAAAUAAAACCUGAC
Messenger RNA from Paralichthys olivaceus (Japanese flounder), 1328 nucleotides. RefSeq lists its product as uncharacterized. The record is from RefSeq and is a predicted model, not a curated record. Gene Ontology annotation, cellular component: membrane. NCBI's taxonomy places the organism in Eukaryota, Metazoa, Chordata, Actinopteri, Pleuronectiformes, Paralichthyidae.